AUGUUUAUACUCUUCUAACAUAAAUAUGUUUCUAUUGCUUUUCAUGUAUCCAAUCUUAAAAAAAAUGUAAAUUCAAACUUUCUCAAUUUCAAAUCUUAAUAAUCCGAAUAUGAAUAGAACCUGAUCAUGUACUUAGAUUGGAGUUCUGUUAACCUUAAUUUAAAAAACUGAAGUGAAUGUACAAAAUUCCUCAGCAUCAGUAACCAGCAGUUUCUAUAAUGUCUUUUAUUGUUAGCAUUUUGUUUUUAUGGGUCUGUUCAACAUCAGUUUUUCUCCAAUCUUCUCAAGUUGAGGCUCGACAUACAAAUAAUUGGGCAGUUCUGGUUGAUACCUCAAGAUUUUGGUUCAACUACAGACAUGUGGCAAAUGUCCUUUCGAUUUAUAGGAGUGUCAAGCGUUUGGGAAUACCAGAUAGUCAAAUAAUAUUGAUGGUUGCUGAUGAUAUGGCUUGUAACCCCCGAAAUCCAAGGCCUGCCACUGUAUUCAAUAAUGCCAACCAGCAUAUCAAUGUUUAUGGAGAUGAUGUAGAAGUCGAUUAUAGGGGCUAUGAGGUGACAGUUGAAAACUUUGUCCGGCUGUUGACCGGGCGAUUGCCCGCCGACACGCCGCGGUCGAAACAGCUGCUCACUGACGAGGGAAGCAACGUGUUAGUCUACCUCACUGGCCACGGCGGGGAUGGCUUUCUCAAGUUCCAGGACUCCGAAGAGGUCACCAGUCAGGAGUUGGCCGAUGCUCUCGAACAGAUGUGGCAGAAAAGGAGAUACCAUGAGAUUUUCUUCAUGAUCGAUACCUGUCAAGCAGCAUCUAUGUAUGAAAAGUUCUACUCGCCGAAUAUUCUUGCUGUAGCAAGUAGUUUGGUUGGCGAAGAUUCUCUUUCUGUGAGUUUAACAAUUUUAUCCACUGAUUUUCAAUUUAAUCACUUUCUUUCACUUUAUUUUUUCUUUGCUAUUUCAUAUUAUGUGCGUUUCUAA
Messenger RNA from Nilaparvata lugens (brown planthopper), 971 nucleotides. RefSeq names its product putative GPI-anchor transamidase. The transcript is spliced from 5 exons. Gene Ontology annotation, biological process: protein localization to cell surface; proteolysis; attachment of GPI anchor to protein. Lineage: Eukaryota; Metazoa; Arthropoda; Insecta; Hemiptera; Delphacidae. Gene Ontology annotation, molecular function: GPI-anchor transamidase activity. Gene Ontology annotation, cellular component: GPI-anchor transamidase complex. Bases 219 to 971 code for a protein of 250 amino acids. The record is from RefSeq and is a predicted model, not a curated record.